AUGUCUUCCUACUUCUCGCUGCCGUCAUUCGCCAGAGCAAAGAAGAACCAGGAACAGCUUGAGAAGACAAAUCCACAGAAGCCCGUGUUGAACGACGAUGAUGAAAAAUUCUUCGAUAAGCACAUCGAGUCAGGUGAGGCAAAGGCCAAGACUGAGGAGGCGACAUCGACCGAGGUAACAGAGGGUGGCGAAGAGAAGGAAAUUCUACAGGAGGAGACCAAAGAGGCAGGCACGGAUGCCAGCCAAGUCACACUACCUGAAGAGCAGCCCGAAAAGCCUCAGACCACUACCAGCGAGCCAGCAAAGGGCGAUAAUGAUAAAUCCAACGAAGUCGCCCGAGCACCUAAAGAGGAAAUCGCCGCAGAAGACCCACCAGAGCAAGCACCUGCAGAGAAGAUCACGGCAGAAGAUCCACCAGAGCAAGCGCCUGCAGAAGAUAUCACAGCAGAAGAUCCACCAGAGCAAGCCCCAGACGAUGCGGCCGUCACAUCUGCAGCUUCCGCGGCAAAGAAGCCAAAGAAAGACAAAGGCUUCGAGCUUCCGAGCCAGGAGGAAGCUGAGGCUGCAACUCGAGGUAUCGGUACGGAUGACGCACCCAAGGACGCCAAGGCGGAAGGCGAGGCCGGCGAGAAGAGGACAUGGGCAUCCUACCUGCCAACGAUGAGCACUGCCAGCAAGAAGGACCAAGGCGAACCUCAGAAAGAUACCGAAAGCAAAUCUACCGACGAGAAGGCCGCUAGUGAGCAGACGACGGAAGGUAAAUCGCGGACAUGGACAGAGUACGCAUCCUCGACAUACUCCGCCCUUCCUUCCGUCUCGUCCAUCACACCGUCCUGGACCUCAAAGGACAAAGACAGCAAGGUCGAGCCCGUCUAUAAGGAAGACGGCACAAUCGACGAGGAGAAGACGAAGGAGAAGCAAGAACGCGAGAUGUCUGUUCUCCUCGACCAUCUCAACCUGAGUAGCAUCAACAACCGUGUCUUCGCCUUCUCCGGCGAAACUCAGAAGAUCUACGAACGAUUUGCGCAAGUGUUGAAAGAUACUAUGAAUGGUGCUCCCACAGCUUACGAGGACAUGGACAAGCUGAUGAAGGAUGCUGGGCCUCAGCUGGAGAAGCAAUUCCAGUCCAUGCCUCCUUUUGUACAGACGCUCGUCAAGUCCUUGCCAGCCAAGCUGGGCACGACACUGGGUCCGGAACUCCUGGCUGCUGCUAGUGAAAAGCCCGGAGCGGACAUGAAGACGAAGAUGGCUAAGGCUAGUAAGCAGUCUUCUGGUGGCCAAGAGUUCAGUACAGCGGACGCUAGCACAAGCAAGACGAAGGAGAAGGAAGGCGAGCCAAAGAAGAAGCGCAAGAUUCCUGGUCUGAAGGGUCUGGUAAGUGAGCAAGGUGCUGUGGCUAGUAUCCUCCGCAGCGUCGUCAGUUUCCUGAAAGUGCGCUUUCCUUUCUUGGCCUCUAUGACGAAUGUGGUCAUGAGCUUGGCGGUAUUUAUCCUGAUGUUCGUGUUCUGGUACUCGCAUAAGCGUGGCAAGGAGGUCCGACUUGCUCGCGAAGCUGCGGCGCAGAAUGGAGAUGGUGCGCCGGAGAUUGUCGAGGAUGAGGAUGGUGAGCUAGAAGUCGAGGUGACGGAUGAGGAAGAAGGUGGGGAGGAAGAAGAGUCUAUCGAGAAAGAUGUCGCGGCUGCCGUAGCGGAGGCUCAGUCGACUGAAAAGCAGGAUGAUAGUGCUGAGGCUGUCGAGGAGAAGACUGAGAAGGCUGCCGAUGAGGCUGUGAAGGAUGGGCCCGUGGAGUCUGCUGCGAAGCAGGAAGAUAGCGCUGAAGCUGUGGAAGAGAAGGCUGAGAAGGCCGAGAAGACUACCGAAGAUGCUGGGAAAGAUGCGCCCGUGGAGUCUAUUGCGAAGCAGGAAGAUAGUGCUGAAGCUCUGGAAGAGAAGUCUGCAAAGACCAGCUCUGGCUAA
This is a messenger RNA of Recurvomyces mirabilis, 1956 nucleotides long. RefSeq lists its product as uncharacterized. NCBI's taxonomy places the organism in Eukaryota, Fungi, Ascomycota, Dothideomycetes, Mycosphaerellales, Teratosphaeriaceae. The coding region runs from base 1 to 1956 and encodes 651 amino acids. The record is from RefSeq and is a predicted model, not a curated record. The transcript is spliced from 2 exons.